AACAGCCCAAAAUCUAAUCUUAAGAAAAUGGAAAAACAGUAGCUCUACUUAACAAAGCAAAAUCAGUUCCUUUAAACCCAUCACCCAAAAUACUUUUCUUUUCCCACAGGCUUUCAGGAUCUGAGAUUCUUCACAUAAGAUAUCGGAUUGGUUUUCUCUGACUUAAGGAUACAUUUCGUUGUAUUGGUUUGUGCUAUUUCUUGCCAUAAAUUUUCUGCUUGUUGGUUUUCUGAUUGAAAAGGGUUAUGGCGAAUCUAAAUGCAUCAACGUCCUUAGUUCCUUCAGAAUCCUCAGAACAAAGGGGAUCUGUUGUGGUGGAUUCAAAUGUGAAUGUGCUUCCACCUCCUAUGAACCAGCAAAAGCGAACCUCCUCAGACGGUUCCGUGGCUAUCCUUUGGGAUAUAGAGAACUGCCCUGUCCCAAGCGAUGUCCGUCCUGAAGAUGUAGCGGGGAAUAUAAGAAUGGCUUUGCGAGUGCAUCCUGUUAUCAAAGGAGCUGUUAUGAUGUUCUCUGCGUAUGGAGAUUUUAAUGCCUUCCCAAGGAGACUGAGAGAGGGCUGUCAGAGAACUGGUGUGAAACUCAUAGAUGUACCAAAUGGAAGGAAAGAUGCUGCUGACAAGGCUAUCUUGGUUGACAUGUUUUUAUUUGCUCUUGAUAACCCUCCACCUUCAUCUAUCAUGUUGAUUUCGGGGGAUGUUGAUUUUGCUCCGGCUCUUCACAUACUCGGUCAACGUGGCUAUAUAGUCAUUCUUGUCAUUCCUGCUGGGGUAGGUGUUUCAUCUGCGUUGUGCAGUGCUGGUAAAUUUGUUUGGGAUUGGCCUAGUGUUGCUCGUGGGGAAGGGUUUGUACCUCCCUCGAAGGCCUUAAUGCCUCCUCGAGGAGGACCGGUUGAUAUUGCUAGGUGUUUCAUGGGGUGCCAUAUUAGUGACAAUCCUGAUGGCCAAAAUGAGGAAGAGGCAAUAGUUUAUAAAGGUGCUUCACAAAGCUGUUACAACCCAAGAGAUUUCUCGAUGGUGUCACGAUCUUUAGCUGAAUAUACAAGUAAUCCUUCAGUUUGCGUACCUUCUUACCCUGCAACUUUUAGGUCGCAGAGUCUCCCAUGUGGUUUGAAUGAAGCUUCAGGGUGUCCCGGUUAUUAUGAUCAGAACGAUACAAUGUGGGUUCAGCCUGGAGACAUAAAUGGUUUGAAAGGACAACUAGUGAAAUUGCUUGAACUUUCAGGAGGAUGCAUGCCUCUUACCCGUGUUCCUGCUGAGUAUCAAAAGAUUUUCGGAAGACCUCUUUAUGUGGCCGAGUACGGAGCACUCAAACUUGUUAAUCUUUUCAAAAAGAUGGGUGACACAUUGGCAAUUGACGGAAAAGGUCAUAAGAAAUUCGUUUACCUUAGAAACUGGAAAGCAAACCCGAGUGCACCUCCUUUGGUUCUAACAAGGAAAGACAAGAAAGGGAAGGGUAUUCACGAGGAAAUCACAGAUGUCACUGCAGGUGCUGGCUCAUCUGACGAGUUCUCCGAUGAGGAAAGAGUGGUAGUUGACGAACGGGAUCAGAGGAAGACUGACGAUAAUCUUGAGCAAUUCAAAUACGAGUUGCAGGAAAUUCUUGUGAGUUAUUCCUGCAGGAUUUUCUUGGGUUGUUUCGAAGAAAUAUAUCAGCAACGGUAUAAGAAGACAUUGGACUAUAGAAAGCUCAGUGUGGAGAAGCUAGAGGAGUUGUUUGACAAGGUGAGAGAUGUUGUAGUCUUGCAUGAAGAACCAGUAAGCAAAAGGAAAUUUCUCUGUGCAGUAGGUAGCUAGAAGAAGAUCCAACAGAUUCGUGCCUGUAAACUCGAAUAAGACCGACAGUUGAGGUAUGUUGAUCACUGCUUGGACUCUGAUCUGUCUCUAGUGUUUUUUUUUUUCUAAGGUUUCAUAAGUGAUUAGAUAGGAUAGGAGAGGUGCAAUUCAUGCAUGGAUUUGUGAGGCUCAUGGAUUGUCAUUGUAACUGAUCAAACCACUACAUGUGGAACUCUGUUGUAAAUUAAAAUCCCAGCAAUAAAUCUUUUGUUCUUUUCUGGACUUCUAA
Molecule: messenger RNA, 2061 nt
Organism: Gossypium arboreum
Lineage: Eukaryota; Viridiplantae; Streptophyta; Magnoliopsida; Malvales; Malvaceae
Exons: 3
Coding region: 246-1793 (515 amino acids)
Biological process (GO): regulation of gene expression
Cellular component (GO): peroxisome
Molecular function (GO): RNA nuclease activity
Source: RefSeq, a predicted model, not a curated record